UUUCACGACAAACUUGCUCGUUCGCAUCUUGUUUAUUUUCCAAAUCUCUUAACGAUACAGAGAGAAGAAUUUCGUUUUCAUGGAUGAGUUAAACAGUAAGAAGCGAGUCAGAGAUGACUCGAACGAGUCGGACCUGGAUUCGCCCGAGGUGAAGAGACUCAGAGAUGAUUUCUUGGAUUUGCUUGACGAGUCGGAUUCUUUGCCUGUUAAUCAAGACCUUGCAUCGGUAAUGAAGAGUUUCGAAGAUGAGAUAUCUGCUGCGCAGUCUACUUCGACGGAAUCGGCGCCGGUUGUUUACCUGACUUCCGAUUCCGGUGAUUCACAGACGGAUCUCGGUUACCUUCUCGGGGCUUCCGACGACGAGCUUGGUCUGCCUCCUCCUAUGGCUUCUACAACUGGCGGUGAAAUAAGGUCGGAAGUGACUGAUCUGGCGCCAGUCGACUCACACUCGUCUGGAAUCGGUGAUUUGUGGGGGUUUGAGGGGCAAAACCGAAGCUACGAUUCGCUUGAGUUAGGAUUCUUUGAUAAUUACUAUGUUGACCACGUUGCUUAUGACGGAUUGUUCGAGUAUGCCGAUGUUUACUACGAUUCUUCCGAUAUUUCCGGUCAGUUAUGGCCGCCGGAAACUCUUUCGGCGGAGUAAAACUCUUGAACAUUAAUCUUAAAA
Hibiscus syriacus is the source of this 667-nucleotide messenger RNA. RefSeq lists its product as uncharacterized. The record is from RefSeq and is a predicted model, not a curated record. The transcript has 2 exons. Lineage: Eukaryota; Viridiplantae; Streptophyta; Magnoliopsida; Malvales; Malvaceae. Bases 80 to 643 code for a protein of 187 amino acids.